Messenger RNA from Drosophila hydei, 1432 nucleotides. RefSeq lists its product as uncharacterized. The coding region runs from base 297 to 1082 and encodes 261 amino acids. The transcript has 3 exons. The record is from RefSeq and is a predicted model, not a curated record. Gene Ontology annotation, cellular component: mitochondrion. Lineage: Eukaryota; Metazoa; Arthropoda; Insecta; Diptera; Drosophilidae.
AUUUUCUGGACAAUGAUCUGUUAGAAUAUAUACAACAUAAUUUAAAUUAAAAAAGUUUUUCAAUCUGUGUCGGGACAAGCACAUAUUUUCACGUACACAUCUCCAAUCAGCAGGUGAAAUUGUGCCGGGUUGCCAAAAGCUGAGUGGUAAAAUAGAAAAAAAUUGGGAAAUAAAAUACACAAGCAAACGAGUCUGAAACCUUUCAAACCCAUAUAACUGACGAAUUAUUAUAUUCGUCAAAACAAAAAAAAAAAACAAAAAAAUAUAUAAAUUCGUGUUACCACAGAGCACAAGCCAUGGUAACGGUAGGACUUCUGUCGAGCCUGCUUAGCGGCCGCAGCGUUGGCAGCGGCGUUGUCUGCAUUCUUUCUCGCAUCGCCAGCCCAAGAGUGAAUCUCAACCUAAAUCCGCGUUGCCUCAGCUUCCUGGGCAGCAUCAGCAAGGGAAAUGGCAAACUAUCAGCAUCACCAUUGUCCUCAUCAACAUUGCCUUUAACCCCCACGACAGCCACAACAACAAUACUGUCACCGCUGCUUGUUGCUAAAUAUCGCAGCUAUGCGCGCCUUAGCACUAAAUCAAACUCGCACUGUGCCAACGCCAACAAGACGGACACCAAAUCCUCAUCAACGGCCACCGUUUCCAACUCUAGUGAACUGUUCGGCGAGGCGGCGAACAUGGGACUUUUCGCAAAGUUCAAGCAUAUGUAUAAACAAUAUUGGUAUGUGCUUAUACCUGUGCAUGUAAUAACAUCAAUUGGCUGGUUUGGCGGCUUUUACUAUCUAUCAAAAAGCGGCGUAGAUGUGCCUGCCCUGCUUCAGUACUUACACCUAAGCGAAACUAUCAUUGAGAAGGUGCAAGGCUCAGAUAUGGGACACUAUGCAAUAGCCUAUCUGUGCUAUAAGGUGGCCACGCCAGUGCGCUAUGCCGUAACAUUGGGGGGCACCACGUUAUCCAUAAAAUAUCUUGUCCAGUGGGGUCAUAUCAAGCCGAUGCCAACUAAGAGCCAAUUGAUAAAAAUGUACGAGGAUACAAAGGCCACGCGCGCCAGUGCCAAGGCCAAUAAGGAUGAGAAUCACAAAUGAUCGACGGUUAUAUGGCGCCUCCGUCGCCGCCUAUUGUCGUUGUCACUUGCCAUUCGGCGUUCAGUUGGCUAGUUGUAUUUUUAUGUUAAGCUUAUGCACGUUUAUUGAGGCAAAUGUCGUUUCUGGAUUUUAUCUUCUCGCCCAGGCGCAUCUGUAAACAUACAACCGGAUAACAUAUUUUUAUCGCCACUGCAUCCGUUUGAGAGAGGAUUACACAUGAAUGAAUAUUUCAUAUAUAUAUAUAUAUAUUUUGUAAUAACAUUUUUGCAUAGUUUUUUGUUAGUUACGAAAUCAUUGCCCAUUGCCGUAUGCAAAGGAGAACCAUACUCACACGCACGCAAACCAGCAUG